CAGAAAAUAACAGAUUGAUUGAACAAAAAGUUUUAAUUAUUGCCACAAAAUAUUAGUAGAAAACUAGUAAUUAUCGUUUCAAUACAAUACAAAUCAUAACUAUAAUACAACAAAAAAAAAAGAUAUUUCACACACAUAUUCAAUAUAUAUUUAUCACUUUUUUAUUGAGAGAUCAAUUUCCAUCAAUUAUUAUGUCAGUUAAUAAUAGGGACAUUCAAUUAGUAUCGCAGGUAAACAAGUCAGUCGGCAUCAGCAGCACCGGUAGCAGUAGUACUACUAGUAGUAGUUGUAGUACAUCACUGUGGUCGGCACCGACAUCAAAGUUUCGGCGAAUUGAUCUGCCGGAAGCAUUGGCCAAUUACUCUACGGGACACAUACACGCCGUACAUAUUAUUUUCUGGUUUCGCGAGCCAACCACUGGUAUGGCCUACGCACUGAUGCAGAUCAGAAGCGACGGUCAGUUUGGUUUUCCCGGCGGCAAAUGCGACGAACCGGUGGUCGACGAACAAGAGAUGAUGAGUGCGCUCUAUCGGGAGAUCUGGGAAGAGAUGGACUAUAGGUUAGGCGACGGCGACAUCACAAUCGGCGACCAUUUGUUUAGUCACGUGCGGACACACGACGAGGCCAAGGUAUUGCAUUUUUUCGGCAAACAGUUAACCGCCGAACAGUUUCGUCAUCUGGAGCUCACCCACAGUCACGCCGAGUCGUUUCCCAGCGAAACAGUAGGUAUUAUUCGGAUACCGUUAGGCCAGUCGGAUAUCGGCGAGUGUCGGGCUGUACGCAAGUUUUUUGCCGGUUUUGGACGACAAAAGUUUGCCGGAAAUGCCAGAAACCAAUUAUUGGAGUCAAUAGUGGCUCUGAAAUUGAUCUCUCCAGAGGACAUACAGUAUGUAAUAAGUCGUAUCGUUUGACUACGGGUUAGCUCACAAUUAGCUCAUCUGUAAGUAAGU
Messenger RNA from Oppia nitens, 950 nucleotides. Its product is annotated as U8 snoRNA-decapping enzyme-like. Bases 192 to 911 code for a protein of 239 amino acids. The transcript has a single exon. Gene Ontology annotation, molecular function: phosphodiesterase decapping endonuclease activity; snoRNA binding. Gene Ontology annotation, biological process: mRNA catabolic process; sno(s)RNA catabolic process. Gene Ontology annotation, cellular component: nucleus. The record is from RefSeq and is a predicted model, not a curated record. Lineage: Eukaryota; Metazoa; Arthropoda; Arachnida; Sarcoptiformes; Oppiidae.